AUGAUAUGCCUGCAGACCAGCGAGGAGGUGCUGGAGUGGAGCAUCAACAAUGUGAUGAAGGAGGGGGACGAGAUCCACCUGCUGCACAUCAUCCCCGUGCCAAUGCCAGAGGUCAUCGGCGGCAUUGGCGCCAUGGAUAGCAUCGUCACCGUGGACCCCGACCCCCAGACCGACCUCAAGCAUAUUGCCGAGGCCAAGGAGUUCAUGAAGCGGCGGUUUGUGACCAAGCUGGCCAGCCGCAACAUCGCCUACAAAGUCGAGAUUGUGCACUUCCUCACCGACAAUGACAGCAUCGGCGAGGCGAUCUGCAAGCGCGGCGAGGCGCUGGGCGCGGCGGCCGUCAUCAUGGCCAAGCACCAGCGCGGCGCCAUCGCAGAGUUCUUCCUUGGCUCGGUGACCAAGUACUGCACGCACCACUGCAAGCAGCCUCUCAUCGUGCUGCACUGA
Messenger RNA from Chlorella variabilis, 447 nucleotides. RefSeq lists its product as hypothetical. Bases 1 to 447 code for a protein of 148 amino acids. The transcript has 6 exons. Lineage: Eukaryota; Viridiplantae; Chlorophyta; Trebouxiophyceae; Chlorellales; Chlorellaceae. The record is from RefSeq and is a predicted model, not a curated record.